Molecule: messenger RNA, 1965 nt
Organism: Paramecium sonneborni
Lineage: Eukaryota; Ciliophora; Oligohymenophorea; Peniculida; Parameciidae
Source: the annotation of a GenBank genome assembly
AUGGGGGAUUUAAAAAUAUCGAGUCUUAACCUCACUAAAAAGUACAGCAAUUCUUUUUAACUGUUUUUGAUGGUUCAUAGUCAUCGGGUCUUUAGAGGGUUUUUCAUAAUGCUGUUAUUGUUUCAUAUGAUUCUUUUGUUAGUUCCAUGGAUUGAAAUUAAAAUACCAGCAUGGCCUAUACUAAAAAUAUUUAUUACAAUAGGUACUUCUUUAUGGCCAUUUCCAACCUCCGGUAUGCUAUCAGAAGAAAAUCUAUACUUAAGACAGUUAUUAAUGAAAACAUUAGAGAUUUCAGUGAUAAUGUUAUAUGCAAUAGAUUUAUUGCCAAAAAUCUUUAUUUGGAGAUAAAAUGCAUUAUGGAAGUUUGUGAAUAUUGUAAUUUUAUCUCAAAUGAUGUUUUUGUUGCCAGUUUCAAUAAUUGCUUAUGAUAAAGUUGCAUUACCCAGUGAUACAAUGAAAUUACGUAUAUUUUCUAUUAGUUUCUGUUUUGUGAUUGUAUGUGAAAUUCUUAGCAUAAGAGAAUAAAAAUCAUUGAGAUUUUUACAAAUAACUUAAAGGUAAUAGGAAAAGCAAAGAUAAAUAAAAUAAAAAAUAUAGGAAUUUAGUUGGUGUGAAAUAGUAAAGCAUGAUUCCCCUGAUGACUGUUGGAUUGUAAUUAAAGAUAAAAUAUAUGAUGUUACAUAAUUUUUAUAAUAUCAUCCAGGGUAUUAAAUUUCAAAUUAACAUUAGUGGUAAUAUGAUACUUGAUGGAGCUGGAGGAGAUUGUACUGCACUUUGGUAUUCCUAUCAUCCUAGUAAAUUAAUAAAAUAAGAGCCUCCUUAAUAGUAUUUGAUAGGGAUAGUCAGAGAUUAUUAAUAAUAUUAUUCAUAUGAUGAUGAUUUCUAUUAAAAUAUAAAGGAGGAGGUAGAAGAUUUGAUUCCAAGAAAUAAUUGGCAGAACCAUUGGAUACUUUUUAUAAAAGGAUUCCUUUGUUUAAUAGGAUAUCUAGCAUGUUUAUAUUAUUACAUAAACUAUUGUACAUUAUUGUCUGCAAUUUUAUUAGGAUUUUUUGCUGCAUAAGUAUUUUAAUUAAUAGAUUUCUAGGCUGAUGUGAAUAUAAUGCAUGAUGGUAAUCAUUAUGCCUUCUCAUCAAAUAAAACAUUAUCUUUUUUAGCUGGUUAUGUUUUGGAUCUAACUUUCUCCACUAGUGUUGUAUAUAGAAGAUCUCAUAAUUUUGGACAUCAUAGUUGUGUUAAUCAUUUGGAAUUAGAUAGAGCUUUUGAUACUACCUUUCCUUACUUAAGAUUGCAUCCUCUUUAAUAAAGAUAUUGGUAUCAUAAAUAUUAACACAUGUACAUAUGGAUUAUUUAUACAUUUGUUAAUUUCACUGAUGUAUUUGGAACCUUUGAUGAAAUGUAAUGGUUUAGUAAUUUCCCUUGUAGAAGGGGAUAUGUGUCUAAACUUUAAGUCUUUUUAUAAAUUCUUGUCAAACUCUUGUGGAUCUUAAUUACUUUAGUUUAUCCUUCUAUCAAGUUCACUUAUAAAGUUGCAUUUGGAAUGUGGUUAGUUUAUAAUGCAGUUCACAGUUAUAAUUAUGCUUUAUACUUUUCUGUCAAUCAUUGGACUCUAGAAGCUGGUGUUGUUGAUAAUCAAAAUAUUAAUCAAACUAAUUGGGGUAAAUUGUAAAUCUAAAAUUCUUCUAAUUUUGCUCUUGAUUCUUUUAUUUGGACUCAUUUAUCUGGUGGACUUAAUUACUAAGUAUAGUCAUAUAAUAAUUAUUUAGAUUGAGCAUCAUCUAUUCCCUUAGUUUGCACAUACUCGACUCAAAGAAAUUAAGGAAACCAUCUAAAAGAAAGCUAAAUAAGCAAAAAUCAAGUAUAAAGUUUGAUUAAUUAAUUAGAUAUUUUGAAUUCCCAUCAUUUUUACAUGCCUUAAUUAGUCAUUAUCAAUUGUUAAAAAUUUUAGGAUCAUAAGAUAAAGUUUGA